AGAUGCUCUGGCUGUUAACAGGGGAGAGGGCGGACCCUGGUGCCGCCCAAACCUCUAGGGGGUAGCACAACCCCCCCAAAGCCGCCCCCGCCGGCCCCUUAGCGAUCUGCAGGCGCAGAGAACCGCGGGUGGAGCCCCGCACGUGGGUCCGCAGGGCGGAGGGCGGGGAUAGCGUGGCGCCGGACUACAAGUUCCACAAUGCCCCGGGCCGCGGCGGCGGGGAAGGAGGGGUGCUUCAGGUGCCUGCGACCUCCGCGCCUCCCGCCCGGAAGUGCCCGAGGGGCCGCGAUGGAGCUGGGGGAGCCGGGCGCUCGGUAGCGCGGCGGGCAAGGCAGGCGCCAUGACCCUGAUUGAAGGGGUGGGUGAUGAGGUGACCGUCCUUUUCUCGGUGCUUGCCUGCCUUCUGGUGCUGGCCCUCGCCUGGGUCUCAACGCACACCGCUGAGGGCGGGGACCCACUGCCCCAGCCGUCAGGGACCCCAACGCCAUCCCAGCCCAGCGCAGCCAUGGCAGCUACCGACAGCAUGAGAAGGGAGGCCCCAGGGGCAGAGACCCCCAGCCUGAGACACAGAGGUCAAGCUGCACAGCCAGAGCCCAGCACGGGGUUCACAGCAACACCGCCAGCCCCGGACUCCCCGCAGGAGCCCCUCGUGCUACGGCUGAAAUUCCUCAAUGACUCAGAGCAGGUGGCCAGGGCCUGGCCCCACGACACCAUUGGCUCCUUGAAAAGGACCCAGUUUCCCGGCCGGGAACAGCAGGUGCGACUCAUCUACCAAGGGCAGCUGCUAGGCGACGACACCCAGACCCUGGGCAGCCUUCACCUCCCUCGCAACUGCGUUCUCCACUGCCACGUGUCCACGAGAGUCGGUCCCCCAAAUCCCCCCUGCCCGCCGGGGUCCGAGCCCGGCCCCUCCGGGCUGGAAAUCGGCAGCCUGCUGCUGCCUCUGCUGCUCCUGCUGCUGCUGCUGCUGUGGUACUGCCAGAUCCAGUACCGGCCCUUCUUUCCCCUGACCGCCACUCUGGGCCUGGCCGGCUUCACCCUGCUCCUCAGUCUCCUGGCCUUUGCCAUGUACCGCCCGUAGUGCCUCCGCGGGCGCUUGGCAGCGUCGCCGGCCCCUCCGGACCUUGCUCCCCGCGCCGCGGCGGGAGCUGCUGCCUGCCCAGGCCCGCCUCUCCGACCUGCCUCUUCCCGCUGCCCUGGAGCCCAGCCCUGCGCCGCAGAGGACUCCGGGGGCUGGGGGAGGCCCCGCCCUGUGACCGCCGGGGCUCGGGGCCACCUCCCGGGGCUGCUGGCCCUCAGCUCGCACUGGGAGUGGGCUCCUCGGGGUCGGGCAUCUGCUGUCGCUGCCUCGGCCCCGGGCAGAGCCGGGCCGCCCCCGGGGCCGGUCUUAGCGUUCUGCCGGAGGACCCAGCCGCCUCCAAUCCCUGACCGCUCCUUGGGCUGAGUUGGGGACGCCAGGACGGUGGGAGGCUGGUGAAGGGGAGCGGGGAGGGGCAGAGGAGUUCCCCGGAACCUGUGCAGAUUAAAGUAACUGUGAAGUUUUCA
Molecule: messenger RNA, 1545 nt
Organism: Nomascus leucogenys (northern white-cheeked gibbon)
Lineage: Eukaryota; Metazoa; Chordata; Mammalia; Primates; Hylobatidae
Gene: TMUB1
Product: transmembrane and ubiquitin like domain containing 1
Molecular function (GO): protein binding
Source: RefSeq, a predicted model, not a curated record